CGCCAUUCCGCCUUCCCUGCUUCUCUCGCGCCCAACCCAACCCCCCAACCCUCCGACAUGAAGAGCAUGCUCCGUCCUCGCGUUGCCGACCUGGAGGAAUCUACCAUGCCUUUGCCGACGCUUUCCUCGCGCAAUUCCUUCUCUGGAACCUUUAUCAAGCGGGCCUCCUUCUCAGAGCCGCCGCCCGAGCUCUCCUCGUCCAGGCCUCCUGUCACGGUCAUGCUUGCUGCGGUCCUGACGGCGAUUGCGACAGCGGGAACGUGCGUUUAUGCGGUCCGGGCCUCGGCCGUGGCUGCCAGCGAGGUGCGGUCAGACCUCGACCGGCUGCAGAGGAGCGUGGCCGAUUUGGUUGCGGCGCAGUCGCGGCAGCGGGAGGUGCUGCAGCAGCAGCUGGCAGCGCUUCAGUCACAGCAGGUGGAGCACCGCAAGGAGCUCGCCGAGCAGAGGAAAGAGAUCGCUGGCGCGCCCUCCGCUCUCGCAGCACGCCUCGCGCCGACGCUUGAGAAGAUCACGCGCGGGCUGGAGGAGGCUGGAGAGUCCGAGGGCGAUGCCGCCUCGGAGUUGGCUCCGAUCGGUCGCCUCGUCGACAGCAUAGAUCAGAAGGUCCUCUCCCUCGACCGGCGCGUCUUCGAGCGCCUCGAGGCGAUAGAGGGCCUCGUCCAGCGGACCGGCGCCGACAGCUCCAUCGCUGUGGAGCGUGCCGCGCAGGGCGCUGCCGCCGCAACCGCCGCCCGCGCGGAGCGGGGCUGGUCGGUCGGCAGCCGGAGUGAGCAGCAGCCUCAGACCCCGGCCAGCAGCAGCAGCGGGACGGUGCAGGUCACCUUCCGCGUCAUGGGCGGCUCGUCGCACACCGGCGCAAAGCUGUACUGGCUCGGCCAGGGGCCGCGCGCGGACGGCAACUACUCCGAGGUGUACUACUCCGAGAUCCCUCGGGGGAUGCAGAGCGAGGCGACGACCCGGCCGGGCGAGUGCUGGAGAGCGCGCGACGCGGAGGACAACACCCCGCUCCUCGACGCCAAGUUCCUCGACGACGUCUUCUGUGCGACUAUCGAGCCGAUGCAGGAAGCGAUCAUCAUGUGAGCGACGGGCGCGUGGGUGGCGUGUGGCGCGUGUGGCGUGUGGCGAUAGAUCGCGUUUGGGGGACAACACCCCAGUGACACUCUCCGCACAGUAGUGACGUCAAAUGCGUCCGCCUGGAAUACAGAAUACUAUCGCGGUAAUCAGCCUGUCAAUCUACAAUCACAUGACCAAUGGCGGGCUCCCG
Messenger RNA from Emiliania huxleyi CCMP1516, 1264 nucleotides. RefSeq lists its product as hypothetical. Lineage: Eukaryota; Haptophyta; Isochrysidales; Noelaerhabdaceae. The transcript has a single exon. The coding region runs from base 58 to 1080 and encodes 340 amino acids. The record is from RefSeq and is a predicted model, not a curated record.